AGGCUAUUUCUCUCUUUUUGUCUGAUCAAUGUUUUAUAUUUUGCACAAGCAUAUACGCCCAUGUUUGAUUCUUCUUUGUCUGAUCCCACAAGCAUCACAUUGAUGUGAUACGGCCUCUGACAAAAACAUGUUGCAGAGAGCAGCGAGCAAUGCGUAUUCAUGGUGGUGGGCCAGCCACAUCCGUACAAAGCAAUCCAAAUGGCUCGAACACAAUCUUCAAGAUAUGGAAGAAAAAGUUGAGUAUACACUUAAGAUCAUAGAUGAAGAUGGAGACACUUUCGCCAGAAGAGCUGACAUGUAUUACCGUAAGAGACCAGAGAUUGUUAGUUUCGUGGAGGAGGCUUUUCGAUCAUACCGUGCAUUAGCUGAACGCUAUGAUCAUUUGUCUAGAGAGCUUCAAAGCGCAAACCGCACAAUCGCCACUGCUUUUCCUGAACAUGUUCAGUUUCCUCUGGAGGAAGAUGAAACUGAAGAUUACGAAGGCAAUCCACGGAAACAACCGCAUCUUCAUCUGAUUCCCAAGGGAAGCAACAUCCCUCAAGUCCCGGAGAUGCCAAUGAAAGAAUUCAGGAGUCAGUCUAUGAUGUUGUCAAGAAAAGGACCAGCUGGUCUGAAGAGAACAGUAUCUUCCGCUUUAGCAAAGCGGGAAGCGGCGGUUUUGAGUUCUGGAUUGAGUAAAGAAGAAGGGUUGGAGGAGAUUGAUAACCUUCAGAAGGGGAUCUUGGCGUUGCAGACGGAGAAAGAGUUUGUGAGGAGCUCAUAUGAGGAGUCUUAUGAGAGGUACUGGGAUUUGGAGAAUGAAGUUACUGAGAUGCAGAAGAGAGUUUGUAGCUUACAAGAUGAGUUUGGUCUUGGUGCUGCCAUUGAUGAUAGUGACGCUAGGACAUUGAUGGCGAGCACCGCCUUGAGCUCUUGUAAGGACACACUAGCUAAGCUUGAAGAGAAACAGAAGCAAUCUGUUGAAGAAGCAGAGAUUGAGAAGGAAAGAAUCACCACUGCUAAAGAGAGGUUUUAUGCCUUGAGGAACAAGUUUGAGAAACCCGAAAGUGAUGAUCAUGAUAAGUUUAUUAAGACAGAAGCAAAAGUAGAUGUGGUUCAAGAAUCGAGGUACGAAUCUGAGAGAGAAGAUUCAAAUGAGAAUCUAACUGUUGUGAAGCUUGCAGAGAAGAUUGAUGAUCUUGUGCAGAAGAUUGUUUCGUUGGAGAGCAAUGCUUCGUCUCACACUGCAUUAGUGAAGACAUUAAGAUCAGAGACAGAUGGUUUACAUGAACAUAUACGUGGUCUAGAGGAGGACAAGGCGUCUCUUGUUUCAGAUUCCACGGAUAUGAAACAGAGGAUAGCAGUUCUUGAAAAGGAGCUGAGUGAAGUUAGAAAGCUAUUCCAAAAGGUAGAACAUCAGAACAAGAGUCUACAGAAACAAUUCAAGGAAGCCAAUUGGACUGCUGAUGAUUUAUCUGGCAAGUUACAAGAUGUGAAGAUGGAUGAAGAUGUCGAAGGAGCCGGAAUUUUCCAGGAAUUGCCAGCUGUUUCAGGAUCAGAAGAUUAUCUGAAGUCAAUCUCGAAGGAGACGGAAAGUGAAAGUAGUGUUGAAGACAGGAAGAAACAUGCCAUUGUAGUUAAAGAUAGUGAAGACACUGAAGGAGCUCAAGAAGAGAGACCUGAGACUAAAGAUUCCUUUGCUUUGUCAGAAACAGCAAGCACUUAUUUUGGAACAGAAGGAGAAGAACUGGUAACAGAAGACGAAGAUGAAGAGACACCAAACUGGAGACAGUUGUUACCAGAUGGCAUGGAGGACAGAGAGAAGGUUCUGUUAGAUGAUUACACAUCAGUGCUAAGGGACUACAGAGGAGUAAAGAGAAAGUUAGGCGAAGUCGAGAAGAAGAACCGAGAAGGAUUCUUCGAGCUGGCAUUACAGUUAAGAGAACUCAAGAAUGCUGUUGCUUACAAAGACGUAGAGAUUCAGUCUUUACGCCAAAAACUAGGCACGCUAGAGAAAGACUCUCCGCAUGAAGUAGAAGAAAAUAACCAGAUGGAACAUGAUCAAGGACAGCAUGAAAGUGUGAGCAUUUCACCAACUUCUAAUUUUUCGGUUUCCACUACACCGCAUCAUCAAGUAGGAGAGGUGAAGAGAAUACCAGAAAGGACAAAUUCAGAUGAGGUUAGGGUGAAAUUUGCAGACGUUGAUGAUAGCCCGAGAACAAAGAUUCCAGCUGUGGAAGACAAAGUGCGUGCAGAUAUCGACGCUGUCUUGGAAGAGAAUCUAGAGUUCUGGUUAAGAUUUAGCACAUCGGUGCAUCAGAUACAGAAGUUCCAGACAACAGUUCAGGAUUUGAAGUCAGAGCUAACGAAGCUGAAAAUCGAAAGCAAACAACAGCAAGAAUCUUCAAGAAGCAAGCACGCAGCUGCAUCAGAGGCAAAACCUAUCUAUAGACACCUAAGAGAAAUUCGAACAGAGCUGCAGUUGUGGCUAGAAAACAGUGCAGUUCUUAAAGACGAACUCCAAGGAAGGUUUGCAUCGCUAGCUAAUAUACAAGAAGAAAUCGGAAGAGUCACGGCUCACUCGGGUGGUAGUAAAGUAAGUGAUUCAGAGAUUAGCAGUUACCAAGCUGCAAAGUUCCAUGGAGAGAUACUUAACAUGAAACAAGAGAACAAAAGGGUUUCAAGCGAACUUCAAUCGGGUCUUGAUCGUGUAAGAGUGUUGAAGACAGACGUAGAGAGAAUUCUAAGUAAACUGGAAGAGGAUAUUGGGAUCUCAAGUGCAACAGAAGCAAGGACAACUCCGAGCAAGAGCUCUUCGAGUGGAAAAGCGAGGAUUCCAUUAAGGUCAUUCUUGUUUGGUGUCAAGUUAAAGAAGCAGACAAAACAGAAGCAAGCUUCAGCAUCUCUCUUCUCCUGUGUUAGUCCAUUUCCAGCUCCGCAACAAGAGUCUAGUUAGGUUAAACCUGGAAAGCUCCUCCCUGAAUAAUCA
Molecule: messenger RNA, 2968 nt
Organism: Brassica oleracea var. oleracea
Lineage: Eukaryota; Viridiplantae; Streptophyta; Magnoliopsida; Brassicales; Brassicaceae
Product: protein NETWORKED 2A-like
Exons: 2
Coding region: 128-2935 (935 amino acids)
Molecular function (GO): actin binding
Source: RefSeq, a predicted model, not a curated record